AUGGCAAGAAAGAAGUCCAUGGUGGUGUCGUCCUCUACUACUCCUCAGCAGCAUCAACAACAACGACGACAAGCAUUGAAGGCCUUUUCUCGCACCUCUUCCUCAACGGAUCCACAAUCUUCAUCAUCAUCGUAUGAGGAACCAAGAAGUUUUGAUCAACAAAUGUCGGAGCGGAAGAAUCUCGAGGAGGAAGGGUUGAAGAAAUUGAUGAAAAUGAAGUAUGAAAAAGAACUGUUGGAGAGGAGACAGAAAGAAUUGGAAUUGAUUGAAAAAUUCGAAAAUAAGAAAGAAUCCAGUGUUUGCGAGAAUUUGCUUGUGCAGGAAAUUACUAAACAUCAAACUGAGGAUGCCCAAGUGAAAUUAAACGUGGGUGGGAAAUUUUUUGUUACAUCCACGAGCACAAUCAACAAGCGAGAAAACAUGUUGAAGGUGAUGCUGAAUUCUGACUUUGCCAUUGACAAAGAUGACAAUGGCUGUAUUGUAUUUGCGGAUAGAAGCCCUGAAUAUUUCCCAAUUAUUUUAGAGCAUGUCCGAACAGGGUCAACAAAUUAUGUUGGGCUUUGGGAAGAGAAAACCUUGGAGUCUUUGGAACGACUGAAAAAACUCCUAGUGGAGUCUGAUUAUUUUGGAACCUCAAAGCUGAGUGCAAGAGUGGCUACCAUGAUCAGAGAAAUAGAACAGACAAUAUAUGACAGGAACGAAAGAGAGUUGCAAAGAUUAAAAAUGGAGAAGAGACGGAAAGCAGCAGAAAGUCAGCUUGAAGAAAAGUUGAAUUCAACCAUGACAAGCGAUCAACAACAGGCAGAUCAGAAGUGGCUGAGAAUUUUCACAAAUAUGACAUCAAAACAUAAAGAGGUUUUCGAAAAGCAAUUACAGAACAUUGAAAGCAAUUUGUCAACAGAGAAAGAAAAAAUCAGAGAGCGAGAAAAUAAUAUUAAGGCAUCCACAGUAACUUUUAAUGUUAGAGGUAAAAAGUUCUCUAUUGGUAUGGAGAAGAUACUAAUGCAACCUGAGAGCGUUUUCUACACCCUUAUCAAUGAAAUGAACAAUCAAGAGGUAUUUGUUGACAGAGAUCCUGAUGUCUUCUCGUAUCUUGUAGAUUACCUGCAAAAAGGAAAUGAUGACAUUUCUCUUCCAAAAGAAUAUUCCAAACGAAAAGUCAUCUACAAGGAAGCAAAAGAGUUUAAACUUCAAGGAUUGAUUGAUUUAUUGGACCCAUUGAGAUAUCCCAUUGAAGAUAUUGGCGAAACGAACCUAAAGAUCAAGAAGGAAGAAGAUUUCUUAAGAAAUUUAUUCGUUAUUGAUCGAAAUAACCCUAUAUUGGAUGAUUCUUAUCUUCAUCUUGUGAAUGUAUUCGACGAGAAGCACCAAGUAAGAGAUAUUUUCCAGCACAGAGGCCCUCAAGAAACUGUACCUUUGUUGUUUGAUUUUGAAAAUUCAUCAGAAGCUGAGAAACUGUUGAAUCCAAAAUCUGGUCUCAUUAAGCCCCCUAUACCGAAAGUUUGUGAUUCGAGAGAAGAUUUCUUCACACAAUUCAAUGCUUUUACUUGUGGGUUGUUCAAAGAUAUGGACUGGAGCAAUGUAUUUGCAGCAGGUGGAGGAAUAUUGGCAUGUCUUCUUCAAGUACCACAUGAAAAAGAAAAUACUUCUCAAAUUGCUAAUAACAUUGUAGAAGAUGAGAAAAAGUCUCCGUUAGAAAAAAGCUAUUGGGAAGAUGAUGACGAUUCAGAAGUAGAGACAAGUGAUAGUGACUAUUUUACAUCUUCCUCAGAUGAGGAAUAUCGUAUGAGCUUGCCUAAACCAAAGAAAAUUUUACCAAAACUACAAAAGGGGACAACAGAUCAACGAUUGUUCAAGUAUUAUUCGAACUCAAAAAUGUGGCAAAACAGUGACAUUGAUUUAUUCCUUUAUGGGCUCACUGAGAACCAAGCCGAGGCAAAGAUCGUGUACUUGUAUCAGCUUUUUCAGAAAAAUUUAGAACAUGCAACUCAAUUUCUUGAGGAAUAUGCUGUUAAGAAAGAUGAGACAUCAGUACUUAAGGACAUAUUGAUCAUUAGAACAGAGCAUGCCAUAACUUUUCGGUUUUCUCAUUCCAUUCGACCAGUUCAAAUUAUUCUUCGACUGUACAGAAGCCCAACUGAGAUUUUGUGUGGGUUUGACAUUCCUUGUUGCUGUGUCGGUUUUGAUGGUAAUCAAGUGUAUUGUUUACCUAGGGCAGCCGAAAGUUUAGCAACAAGAUGUAAUAUUGUUGAUCCAGAUCGACAAUCAACAACAUAUGAAACGAGACUUGUAAAAUAUGCUCAGAGAGGAUUUAGAAUUGGAGUGGCAGGGUAUGAUCCAAACAAGGUGAGACAUCCAGCUCUCAAAGACUCUCGUUACUUGAGAGAUGUUUAUUAUUACUAUUAUCAUUCAAGCGGUGUUGACGACUCUGCUAACAUGAAAAAAGUUACAGGACUUGCAAGAAUUUUAAUGAUACUCCAGGGCUAUAUUCAUUGCCGUCAAAAGAAUCGUGCAUUGUGGAGUGUUGGUGGAGGAAGUACAAUUGAAAAAACAGAACGAUUAUUACAACCUUCAAAACUUCAUGAUUAUGAAGAACUGAAUUAUUCUUCCAACUCUUACCUAAAUGCGUCAACUUUGUACAAUCACAUUUCAGGAAGAUUAUGGUGGGCAAAACAUGUCUUGCACAGAAAACCUUUCUUUGAUUAUGCUCUCAAUGACAUUAACAAAAUUUUACAUCCUUCGAAACAGAGAAGUACACUCCCUCGUAAGAUCAAUUGGAUCACUGUGGAACCUGGACGUCAAUUCGUUGGAAGCUUUCAUCCAGAGACUCGAAAUUUCUUCAAAGACGCCUAUUUAAAUCCUAAAGGAGAGCAGAAAAGAAAGUACAAAUAUCAAUGGCAGAGAAAAUAUGGCCAGGACGGAAAGUUUGACGCUAAAACCAGUACGGCUUUGGAAAAACAAUAUCGUCGAUUCUUAAAAUCUGGAAAUGAGGCUGAUCGAUUAUUUUCAGUCUCCCCUGACAUGCACAUUGAUUUUCAAACCAGAUGUAUUUAUGACAAGCGUGGUGUUUACGUUGCGUCGGUGUACCGAGAAAAAAUUGAGAGCUCUGUCAAGGUUGUGAAAAGAGUGCCCAAAAUUUCCUUCGAAAGUCACAAUGAUCUCUUGCACGAAGACAAUGAAAAUGAUUGGGAAACCAUUGAUUCGGAUAGCGACUCUGAGAAAAGCUUGGAUUAA
Molecule: messenger RNA, 3234 nt
Organism: Naegleria fowleri
Lineage: Eukaryota; Heterolobosea; Eutetramitea; Acrasida; Naegleriidae
Exons: 4
Coding region: 1-3234 (1077 amino acids)
Biological process (GO): protein homooligomerization
Molecular function (GO): protein binding
Source: RefSeq, a predicted model, not a curated record